Molecule: messenger RNA, 2721 nt
Organism: Ustilago hordei
Lineage: Eukaryota; Fungi; Basidiomycota; Ustilaginomycetes; Ustilaginales; Ustilaginaceae
Exons: 1
Coding region: 1-2721 (906 amino acids)
Cellular component (GO): cell septum; cell periphery
Molecular function (GO): chitin synthase activity
Source: RefSeq, a predicted model, not a curated record
AUGGAGAGCGAUGGACACGAUGCAAGUAAUCGCGACGAGCCGCAACAGCAGGAUGCCGCAGAAUCAAGAUCCUCCUCUACCUUGCCUUCUUCAUCGCAGUCAGCGGUUGCUUCCACUUCCAGGGCUCCAUUCCAGUCCUCUCCCGUUCCAGCUAGGUUCAGGCGCCACUUGGAUCCAAGCAAUGCUCCGCCACCGCCUCCACCACGCAGGCGCUCAUCUUUAAGACACGACUCGUUCGCAGACUCUGCAUCCAGCGAUGGCGAGCAGGAUGAGGACGACGGUUUUGACGGUCCAAGUCUCAAUCGCUUCCACUUUUCCAGAGGAUACUCGAACACCUUCACUUCGGGCAAUCCGGGGAUAAUACCGAACACACCAACAACGCCUCUCACGCCGUUGACUCCUCUGGUUCACGGCUUGCAUCGUCCAGGUGGAUCGUUUGUCUUUGGCCAACGUCGAAAGUCAGGGUUGUCAAAGGAAGCUAUCUUGGGCGCACAUUUAGCGCAGGAGCCAGCUGCCACAACGACUUCGGAGAAAGAGACAGCAGUCGCUUCCACAUAUACCGUAGAGACUGAAGUAGCAACGACAGAAGAGGCACAGCGGGUACCGCUUACACCCACCUCGGUACCGGAAGAGCAAGGAGAGGAAGCCAAAGAUGCUCUGUCUCAGAGGCGGCCAUCUAGCGCGUCCACAACAAGCUCGAUACCGGAAAGCCGACCCAGUGACUUUGUCAACUCGGUACACAGCGACCUUCUAUCUGACUCCAUCCACGUCGAGACCCUCAGAGAAGGAGCACAAACACGCCCUCUGCUGACUCAACUACGAGAGCGUCGGCCUAAAACAUCAGCACCGGCACAAACCAUGGAGCAAGACCCGUUUGCAGACUCGAACGAAGCACCCACCAAGCCCUCCCUCUCGCCCGGAGAAUCGCAACGCCUCAAUGAAGCCGACAAAGACGGCGAUCUCGAAAAAGGCCAACUCCCCAUUCCAGGUGGGAAGAUGGGAUUCGACCAAUCCGCCUUCCCCGACUACGCCCCUCUCGUCCAAUCGCGCGUCACAGUGGGUCGUUGGGGACUCAUGCUAGCCAUCGGAGCGCUCAACAUGGGACUCAUCAUCCUGUUCCUCUUCCUCGCACCGCCCAGUGCAUCGCUCGUAGUUAUGAUAGCCCUCAAAUCAAGAGAUAUCCUUUCCGUCCUCUGGCAAUCUCUGCUCUACAUCAUCUCUCUCCUCACCUACCCCUUGGGCACCAAAAAGCAAGCAGUCAUCCAUCCACCACGCAAAAUCGUCUCGCUUGUACCCGUAUACAAAGAAUCAACCCAAGACCUACUCGACACAGUUGAUUCCAUCAUCAAAGACAACCCAGUGCGACCUGAAGAUUUCAACAUGAUCGCUAUCAUGGCUGACGGGUUCGAUGUCGAAGACGACGUUAUCAUCCAACAUACGAUGCUCCGUGUUGAGGAUUUCCCGUACUUUUCUUGGAAGAUCCGCGAAUCAGCCUUCAGGCUGCAGUUCGGGCUCAGGAUGGGAUUGCCGAUUGUCAUCGUGCGCAAAGUCAAGAAUGCCGGGAAGAAAGAUUCGCUCAUCUUUGCCUUUGAUCUGUUCAACAGCGAUAAUGAGGCCACUGGGCAUUGCAAUUCAGAAGCUAGAGAGAUGGUGUUGGAUCAUAUUAGGAAGUUGUACAACCAACCGGAUCUGCAGCAUUUUGAUUUCCUUUUCUGUACUGAUGCAGAUACCAAAAUCCUCGCAGGUUCGGUCAACGCGCUAGCCGAUCGAUUGAUGGACGAGGGAGAAGAGACAGUGGGAGCAUGUGGCAUUGUCGAAGCUGAUUUUGACAAGCCAGGGAGGAGUUGGAGGAGUUGUGGAUUGUGGUAUUUCUGGGAUCAUUUCCAAGGGUUCCAGUAUACGUAUGGUCAGUGGAUUCGUCGCCGCUCAGAAUCUUCCUGGGGCAGAGUCACUUGCAUGCCUGGAGCCAUCACGAUGCUUCGUACUGGAUGCAUACUAGGCCAAGCAAGUGCCGAGUACCGCAAACACGUCGCAAACGGCAACCUCAUAAACCGUCAAGUCCAGUAUCAAGGAACCGACCGUCGACUAUGCUGGACCAUCAUCUCCCGUUCCAAAAGCGUCCGUACCGUCCUCGAAACAAGAGCAGCAUGCUUCACCAUCCCUCCUCAAACCCUCUCGCACUACCUCUCUCAACGUCGUCGCUGGGGUUCAAACGCAUACUUCAACGCCUUCGUAACAAUGAGCCAGCAAAACCAACUGCUUGUCACGCGGUUAUGGAUGUCUUUGGAGCUUUGCAGAUCAACACUGGUAUUCUUCAGAAUGUACAACUUCUGUCACUUUGUGUAUAACUUAGUGACAAAGUUCAGUAUUGUUGCAGUAGCACCCUUGUUGGCGAUCACCAUGUUACCGCAGAUCUGGUUUCUAGUGUUCGUAUGCGUAAGCACGAAAAGGUAUAGACCGCUGGUGGUACAUUUGUUAUACGGGGCUGUGCUGAAUAGGUUAUGUAGUAUAGUGUUGACUCCGACGGUGUAUGCCAAUGUGCUUUUGGGAUUCGGCGACUUUAGGUGGGGAAAGAGUCAUACCGGGGCUAAUGCUGCACAACAGGCACAGGCAGGACAGGAGUCAGGGGAAGACAAGGAAGGCGAGGUCGAUCUGGAAAAGGCAGAUAGAGGCAACCAGAGACCGCUAACUUCACCCAAGGAUCAGACUGAGAUUUGCUAG